Arabidopsis lyrata subsp. lyrata is the source of this 1666-nucleotide messenger RNA. RefSeq names its product F-box/kelch-repeat protein At5g48990. Bases 118 to 1278 code for a protein of 386 amino acids. The transcript has a single exon. NCBI's taxonomy places the organism in Eukaryota, Viridiplantae, Streptophyta, Magnoliopsida, Brassicales, Brassicaceae. The record is from RefSeq and is a predicted model, not a curated record. Gene Ontology annotation, molecular function: protein binding.
GUUUCUCACGCGCUCGAGAGCUCUAGCAGUGAAGUGAAGUGAAGUCAAAUCCCUAAUAUUAUCUGCACGACGGAGAAGAAGUAGAAGUAGAAGAAAUCGUCUCCAUUAAUCUCGACAAUGUCGUCCCCAGAAAAGAAGAGGAAGUCGCCGACAAGGAAGACGAAGAAACGUUCGCUUACGCCGUCGCCGGAAUCGACCUCAAAUCCAUCACUUCCAGAUGAUUUGGUAGUGAACAUCUUAGCCCGCGUCUCGAGAUCGUAUCACCCAAAUCUCUCCUUAGUCUCCAAAAGCUUCCGAUCGAUCCUUGCUUCACCGGAGCUAUACCAAACCCGAACCCUCUUAGGCAAAACCGAGACUUUUCUCUAUGUGUGCUUACGCUUCCCUAAUGAAGCUAACCCUCGCUGGUUCACUCUUUACCGGAAACCUAAUCAAACCCUAACUAAGAAGAAGAAGAAGAAGAAGAAAGAGGAUUCAAUUGGCAAUCUUUUGGCUCCAAUUUCAAUUCUCAACCCUCCUCCUUUGGAAUGGUCAAGUCUCAUCGCUGUUGGUUCUUAUCUUUACGCCAUUACCGCAGCCAUGGACGAUUCUCCAUGCUCUAACGUUUGGUACCUUGACUGUCGAACUCACACUUGGCUUGAUUCUCCAAGAAUGCGAAUUGCUCACACUGAUACUCCAUAUGAUGGGAAUGUGUAUUUAGCAGAAAGCUCUGAAAGUCCAGAUUCUUUGAACUGUGUUGAAGUGUACAACACAGAGACUCAAGCUUGGAAUCCUGUGCCGCCCAAAAGACCGAUAUUCGAAUUAGAAAAUUUGGAAGGAACGAUUUACAUGAACCUUGAAGGAAUGUCUCCUUGGCAGGCUACGGCUUUUAAGCCAAAGGUUUCGACAAGUGAAUUGGUAGGAUUGCAUAUGAUUUUGGGUCGGGUUUCUUAUUGUACGAUAGAUAAAGUAGACUAUCAUUAUGCCCCUCAUUAUCCCCCUGGUGUAAAUCUUACAUGGAGAACAAAUAACACUUCCGGAAUUUUAGAAGGUUUAGAAGGGUUACCUCAGUUUGCUAAUUCUUGUACUGUUAUAUUAGCAGAUUAUGGUGGUAAGCUGGUAGUUUUGUGGGAUAAGUAUGAGCAGGGAUUUGGAUAUAAGAAGAAGAUGAUUUGGUGUGCAGAGAUUUCACUUGAAAAACGCAACACUGAAGAGAUUUGGGGGAAAGUCGAGUGGUUCGAUGCGGUUCUUACAGUCCCUAAGUCUUAUAAGUUUGUGUGUGCUAAAUCUGUUACUGUUUGACAGGUUUGUACGUAAUGAAUCUGGUUAUAUCACUUUCUUUCUUUCUAUAGUAUGUCACUUAUGAAGGAAUGUUUUGUGUUUUUAGCGUAAUGCUGCUACUGACAUGGUUUGGCUUCUUAUAUAUAUAUAUAUAUAUAUAUAUAUCAGCUGCACUCACUUGCUUUGUAGGAUGAUUUAAGCUUAUUUAGUGAGUUCUUUUAAUGCCUCGAUCUAGGAAGAAAACAGUGUUGAAAUUAGCAGCAAGAAUACACAAAGACCAAAACGGAAAAGCCGAAGAAAUUGACAUUGUUUUUAAGCGGACAUUGUUUUCACUCCUAAAACGUAUGUACUCACUUGUAGACUGAUUAAGCUUACUUUUUUCUAUGAAAACACUUUUGCUUGUGUUGCA